This is a messenger RNA of Melanotaenia boesemani (Boeseman's rainbowfish), 992 nucleotides long. Its product is annotated as gamma-interferon-inducible lysosomal thiol reductase-like. Lineage: Eukaryota; Metazoa; Chordata; Actinopteri; Atheriniformes; Melanotaeniidae. Gene Ontology annotation, molecular function: oxidoreductase activity, acting on a sulfur group of donors, disulfide as acceptor. The transcript has 7 exons. The record is from RefSeq and is a predicted model, not a curated record. The coding region runs from base 60 to 854 and encodes 264 amino acids. Gene Ontology annotation, cellular component: lysosome.
GGAGCAGCACCAGUCCUUCCUGCUGUCAGUCCUCUGCGUUGCUUGUUUUUGCUUCUUUCAUGAGCGCCAGCAUGAAGUUGUCGGGGCUCCUUUUUGUGGUUUUCCUCAUCUGUAAUGACCGGUGGACUUUCGGGAUGUCUCAUCCCAAACCGGCCUGUCGUUACCCUCCAUCUCAGUGGUGUCGGUCGCUGGAAAUAGCAGUGGAAUGUAAGGUUCAGAAGCAGUGUAUGGAGCUUAAUGCUGUCAAGCCGAACCAGACUGUUGCUCCAGUAUCCUUCUCACUGUACUACGAGAGUCUGUGUCCAGACUGCAGAGUCUUCAUUACCCAGCAGUUGUUUCCCACCUGGGUGAUGCUGCAGGACAUCAUGUCUCUCACACUGGUGCCUUAUGGGAAUGCUAAGGAGGUUCUGUCAGCAAAUUCUCCCUUCAUCUGUCAGCAUGGAGCUCCUGAAUGUAGAGGAAACAUGAUUGAGGCUUGUAUGAUCCACUUGGUGGGGAACUCUCUUGCUUUUCAUAUCAUCUACUGCAUGGAGUCAUCGACAGACGUUCUCAAUGCUGCACAGCCUUGUCUCCAAGUGUACGCUCCCUCUGUGUCCUGGUCCAGUGUUGAAUCCUGUGUAAACGGACGUUUGGGCUACCAGCUGAUGCACGCCAAUGCUGUCAUGACCAGGGCACUGAACCCCGCCCACACACAUGUCCCUUGGGUCACUUUCGAUGGGGAAUACACAAAAGAAAAUGAGGCCAAGGCCAUGUCAUCACUCUUCCAUUUGGUUUGUGAACUUUACAAGGGGGUGAAACCUCCAGCCUGCACUGGAGCUUCAGUUCAACUGAGUGGAAGUUUCUGUUCACCAUGAAGUAACACGUCUGCGUCCUAAAGGAAAACUGCUAAAUGUUACAUAUCGACUCGCUGUUUACAGAAUCCUGCAGAACUUUUUGUUAUAAGCAGGAUUUUUGGGUUUAAAUGUCAACCUGGAUUAAAAGUCAUAAAUCAA